CUCUAGCUAGUCUAUGCCAACUGUUACAUCACUUGCUGUGGAGAAGACCACUUUUCAGGGAAUUUUCAUCUCUUACUCUUGAAACUAGAUAUUAAAAUCUUGCAAUAAUGAGUGCCUGGAGAGCAGCUGGUCUUAACUACAUCAACUACUCCAACAUCGCCGCUAAGGUACUCCGUCGGGCCCUCAAACCAGAGUUCCGAGCUGAAGCAUUCAAGCGAGAUGAAUCCCACAUUCGCAUCACCCCUUGGGCUAAUGGCAAACCAGCUCAUGAAAAAUUAUAAAUUAAGUAUACAGUAUGCAAAACAGGCGGCACCCAAGUAGACUUAAUGGAACCACUGGCAAACAUGCAUGAUGAUUGAUAAUUGUAAUUACAGCAAGUGAUAGUUUUAAUUUAUUAAAAACCAUAUA
Cydia splendana is the source of this 408-nucleotide messenger RNA. RefSeq names its product protein stunted (gene sun). The transcript is spliced from 4 exons. Gene Ontology annotation, cellular component: mitochondrial inner membrane. Bases 108 to 281 code for a protein of 57 amino acids. Gene Ontology annotation, biological process: proton motive force-driven mitochondrial ATP synthesis. The record is from RefSeq and is a predicted model, not a curated record. Gene Ontology annotation, molecular function: proton-transporting ATP synthase activity, rotational mechanism. NCBI's taxonomy places the organism in Eukaryota, Metazoa, Arthropoda, Insecta, Lepidoptera, Tortricidae.